Messenger RNA from Carica papaya (papaya), 2236 nucleotides. The record is from RefSeq and is a predicted model, not a curated record. NCBI's taxonomy places the organism in Eukaryota, Viridiplantae, Streptophyta, Magnoliopsida, Brassicales, Caricaceae.
CAUAAAAUUCCCUCCUUCCCUCGUUCUCUGCUCUCUCUCUCUCUCCCUCUCUCUCCCUUAACCCCUCAAGCACUUUCCCCUCUAAUCCCAUUUCCUCUAUCUAAAACCCUUCUUACUCGCGCUAGAUCUUCUCUCCUUCUCCUUCGUUCUAUCCUCCGAUACCGUCCUCAGCAUUUCACGGGAAUCCGUCGAUGUCCAGCGGAGCUCGAGCGUCUUCUCGUCCCCAUCCGCCGCCGCAUCCGCCGUCUUCAUCUGCGGCUCCGGCAGCUGCAACGGUGGUCCCUCCGAUACGGCGCCACCUGGCGUUUGCCUCGACGAAGCCGCCUUUUGUCCCUCCCAAUGAUUAUCACCGUUUCUCUCCUUCUCCCGCUAGUAAUAAUAAUAACAUCUGCAGCAUGAAUACUCGCAGAGUCGUUGAUCGGGAAGCUGAUGCUGUAGUCUUCAGAUCUCCUCAAAUAAAAAGGAAGACUGCUACGAGUGAGAAUGAAGUUGAGGCUAGUGGGUGUGCCAGUCCUGGACUCACCAACAUAUCUAAUAGCCCGUUUAAGACACCUGUGGCUACAAAAGGAAGGGCAAAUAACAGGUCAAGGGCCUCAAAAAGUAACAGAUCUGCUCCUCAAACGCCUGUUUCAAAUGCUGGUUCCCCUGCUCCUCUUACUCCAGCUGGUAGCUGCCGUUAUGACAGUUCAUUAGGUCUUUUGACAAAGAAGUUCAUCAAUCUGGUUAAGCAUGCUGAAGAUGGCAUUCUUGACUUAAACAAAGCUGCGGAGACCUUAGAGGUGCAAAAGAGGCGGAUAUAUGACAUAACAAAUGUCUUGGAAGGGAUUGGUCUAAUUGAAAAGAAGCUCAAAAACAGAAUACGCUGGAAGGGACUUGAUGCUGCAAAGCCUGGGGAGGUGGAUGGUGAUGCCUGCAUUCUGCAGGUGUGUAAAACUAGAAUCCUAGGCGAACCUUUCCCUUUUCUCUUAAAUCUGAAUGUACAUAAUAACUCAUCCUUCCACAAUUUCAGGUGGCUUUUUGUGACUGAAGAAGACAUCAAGAGCCUACCUUGUCUCCAGAAUGAAACAUUGAUAGCAAUUAAGGCUCCACAUGGAACUACUCUAGAAGUUCCUGAUCCUGAUGAAGCUGUUGACUACCCACAGAGGAGGUACAGGAUAAUCCUUAGAAGCACAAUGGGUCCUAUUGAUGUUUACCUUGUCAGCCAAUUUGAGGAGAAAUUUGAAGAGAUGAAUGGUAUGGAGCCACGUGCAAGCUGCCAACUUGCCUCCAGUUCUGGGUCUAAUGAAAAUCAAGUUAUGGAGAUGCUUACUCUUGACAGCCCUGGAAAAGAACUUGAUGCUCAGGCAUCGCAAACUCAACCAAUGUGCUCUGAUAUCAAUGCUUCACAGGAGUUUGCUGGCGGAAUAAUGAAAAUUACUCCCUCAGAUGUCGAUAAUGAUGCAGAUUAUUGGCUUCUGUCAGAAGCUGAUGUUAGCAUUACCAACAUGUGGAAAACAGACUCUGGUAUGGAAUGGGCAGGGGUGAAUGUGCUUUCUGACUUUGGAUUAGCUGAUGUUAGUAGCCCAAGACCACAAACUCCUCCAAAUGCGACUGUUGAAGUGCCUUCAGCUACUCUAAACUCUAGUGCAAGAUGAUCUCAAUUUUGGCCCAGAAUUAAAUCAACCAGCUUGUGUAUCCCUUCAGCAACUUAAUUGUGUUCAUCAGCUACUGGUCAAAGAUGCCCUGUGAAAUUGUUUGAUUGAUGUACCAUGGGAAAGCAUUUAGAUGAAGCUCAUGGCCGGGUAAGUUGACAAUUAUUGCUUUGUGCUCAGUUUUGGGUAAUUUUUUGACCCAUGGCUGAGUUACCAACUGAAUUUUAUUAGAAUCAUCUAUGAUAUUGUCAAUCUUCUGAAGGGAAUGAGUAUAGGUUCUAACCAGAAAACAGAUAAAAAUAGAAUGGCAUAAAAAAAUAUUAUUAUAAGCAGAUCCUUUGCUUAUUAAAACGCCCAGUGGUUCCUGUUUGAAGGGCAAAAGAAAUCACAAAUCAAUUUGUUAGCAUACAUGUUGCAGAAUUCAACACCUCAAGAUAGCAAGAUCUCCCUGGCCUGGGUUGGCCUGAUUGUGUGAUAUUGCCUUUACUGAUUACAUUUUUGCAUUCAUCCAAUGUACCAUGAAGCUGACAGGAGAACUGGGUGCUAAUUUUGUGCUUGUGGAGCUAACAUUGCUUGCAUAAGCUUAAUAAUAGCUAUCCCCAAAA